UCAUCCAAGGCAUAAAUCAUCGGUAGAAAUUGUAACUCCCUCCGUUUCGUUCCAUUGGUCUUUUCGGACUGCACCUCCAAGCUCCAAACGGCCGAUCUAGGAAGUUUGUGGAAAAUGGAGAAAAUCACUGAGCUGCUUCCUCAACAGGCCGCCAGCCCUUUGGUGGUGUACGUUUUGGCCUUCCUGGCCGUGCUCUGGCAGUUGAGCAAACUCGGACGCCGGCCUAGAGAUUACCCUCCUGGUCCGCCUACUCUCCCUCUCAUCGGCAACUUGCACCAGAUCCCGACAGACAAACGCCACGUACAAUUCGAAAAAUGGGCACGCGAGUAUGGGCCGGUCUACUCACUGAUGUUGGGGACUAAGGUCAUGAUUGUCCUCAACUCUGAUCACGCAAUCAAAGACCUCGUGGACAAGCGAGGCAAUAUCUACUCCUCCAGACCGGAAGCUUAUAUCGCCCAAGAUAUUCUAAGUGGCGGACUCCGGGUCCUAUUCAUGCCAAACAAUGCAAUUUGGAAGAUGGCGAGGAAAUUUGUUCAUCGAAUCCUCGGUGUUGUGGCGGCACGAAGCUACGUCCCUUACCAGGAUCUCGAGAACAAAGCCAUGCUUGUUGGUCUUUUAGAGGACCCAGACGAUUUUAUUGACCAUGUUCGUCGAUACACGGCUUCAUUGACUACUCAAAUGACAUUCGGAUUUCGUACCACGAGUAUCCAGGACCAGAGGUUCAAGGAGGCCUUUGAUAUUUUCGAUCGAAGUUCGGAGAUGAUUGGGUCCCGGACUGCCGCGCUGCUAGAUCUGAUGCCCAUACUCAGGCGCUUGCCGGCUUUUGCGCUCCCCCUCAAAAAGGAAGGCCGGGAGAUACACCAGAGGGAAAAGAAGCUGUUCCUUGGGCACUAUCUCAAGGCGAAACAAGGUCUGAAAGACGGCACGGCCCAGCCAUGUAUUUGCGUGGAUCUCGUCAAGAUUCAAAAGACUGAACAACUCACCGACGACCUUGCCGCAUAUAUCAGCGGCUCCAUCUUGCAAGCUGGAUCUGAGACGACGGCGGGUAUCUUGGUCGGCUUCAUUCAAGCGAUGGUCAUCUUCCCCGAGGUGGCUAAGACGGCGCAAGCCGAGCUCGACCGCGUAUGCGGCGACCGGUUGCCCGACCUCAACGAUGUACACGACCUGCCCUAUAUCCGCGCUUGCGCUAAGGAGAGCUUGCGUUGGAUGCCCGGAUUCCUGCUGGGCGUACCGCACAGAGUCACGCAAGACGACACAUAUCUUGGAUAUCGAAUUCCCAAAGAUGCUAUGAUCAUACUUAACGUCUGGGGGAUACAUAUGGACCCUAAGAGACACCCGUCUCCACGCGAGUUCGACCCAAUGCGCUACAUAGACGAUCACCAGACGUCCAUUGACGCGGCCAACAACCCAGACCCGACCAAGCGGGACCACUUCGUUUUCGGGGCAGGAAGACGCAGGUGCGCGGGAAUGCACAUUGCCGAUCGUUCGAUCUAUCUGGCCAUCUCGCGCCUGCUCUGGGCCUUUGACUUCAAAAGGGAGGUCGACCCCGUUACCAAGCAGGAGCUUAUCCCGGAUAUGAACGAGCUAGCCGAAGGCGUCAUGGCAUGUCCCAAGCCCUUCCCAACCAGGAUUGUGCCCAGGAGUGCUUUCAAGGAGAAGGCUGUGAGGGAGGAGUGGGAAGAAGUGGCAAAGCUACUUGACGGGAACGGCCAGUGGAGGACUGUGCCGGAGGGGCUGAUUUGGAAGGAUGAGCAGCUCUCUGAGUGAUUAAGACGCGUCCCUCCACGGUUCGAGACCGGGUGUAGCAUACAUAUGAUGGUUUAGAAUGGUUAUGAUGCACAUGAGUCGUACGAAAGGGCUGCCCAGAACAAGAUUCCAUUUGAUUGUGACGCAUUGAAAACAGGCGAUGUUGGGACUUUCGGAUUUCAGCUGUAUGACGGACUG
Sodiomyces alkalinus F11 is the source of this 1944-nucleotide messenger RNA. RefSeq names its product cytochrome P450. The transcript is spliced from 6 exons. NCBI's taxonomy places the organism in Eukaryota, Fungi, Ascomycota, Sordariomycetes, Glomerellales, Plectosphaerellaceae. The coding region runs from base 115 to 1767 and encodes 550 amino acids. Gene Ontology annotation, molecular function: oxidoreductase activity, acting on paired donors, with incorporation or reduction of molecular oxygen; heme binding; iron ion binding. The record is from RefSeq and is a predicted model, not a curated record.